Molecule: messenger RNA, 756 nt
Organism: Dovyalis caffra
Lineage: Eukaryota; Viridiplantae; Streptophyta; Magnoliopsida; Malpighiales; Salicaceae
Source: the annotation of a GenBank genome assembly
AUGGCUUCUAAUCCCUCACUGUUCACCACCUUCUUUCUUUUCAUUUGUACUACAUUGUUCUUGACCACAUCUACAAGUAGUAGUGAAAAUGUUACACUGUCUUUGUAUUAUGAAACUCUAUGCCCAUAUUGUGCAGAUUUCAUAGUGAAUCAUUUGGUUAAAGUCUUUGAUAAAGGACUCAUCUCCAUUGUCAAUCUCAGGUUGAUCCCUUGGGGCAAUGCUUUUAUCCAACCUGAUGGUAGCUUUGUCUGCCAGCAUGGUACAAAUGAAUGUUUCCUAAAUGCUAUUGAAGCCUGCACGAUAACCAUAUACCCUGAAGUGUACCGGCAUUUUAGAUUUAUACACUGUGUUGAGAAAAUGUCCUUGGAAAAAAAGAUCAAUGAGUGGGUUAAUUGUUUUGAUAUGAGUGGACUGGGCAAGGUACCAAUUGAUUGCUACACAAGUGGACAUGGGGAAGGGCUUGAAAGAAAAUAUGCAGCUGAAACAGCCCAACUUAAUCCACCACAUAGAUUUGUUCCAUGGGUGGUUGUAGAUAAUCAACCACUCCAAGAGGACUUUGAGAACUUUGUAAGCUAUGUCUGCAAAGCUUAUAAAGGGACUGAAAUGCCAGAGGCCUGCAAAUCACUUACUCUAGAGAACAAUUCAUUGCAGAAGGAAAAUCCGUUUAAAUCAGUUUGCUAUGUAGACCAAACUAGCAACCUGACAUCAUCAGCACCACCACCAGCAAUAAAAGCCUCGAGAUCAAGCCAUGCUUGA